UCGGAAUUCCCAUAAUUUCGAAGAAGAAAAAUUCAAAAGGGUUCAGCAUUAGGAAACGACGUAGCCAUUACUCAGAACCCUCUCGUCUCUGGGAAACUGGGAAUUGAAAAACCUUGUUUUCCUUUGAAUUGAAAAUCCAAUGCGAUUGAGUUCUAUUCAAACCUAACUCAGUUCAAAGGAAUUAAGGUUUCUCAGUUCGAUAAUAACCACCGUAACUAAUUUAAUUUAUGUAACAAUAAACAAUUCAAUGGAAGAAGAACAGGAUCGAAUUUUGCUUUCUACUUUAGGCGUUCAAUCUGCCAAUCCUGAAGACAUCGAACGCCACAUUUUCGAUACGGCUAGGAAUGAUUCAGUGAAUGUUACAGAAGAUAAAGGGAAUAAUGUUGAAAAUGAAUGUGAACGUUUACCUGAAAACGUUGAUCCGUUGUCGAAAGCUAAAGCUGAACUUCAUCAGAAGUUAAGAGCAAUAGAAUUUGAAAUCGGUGCAGUUUCUUCGACAAUUGAAAGGCCGAGAGAUGUUGUUAAAAGUGAAGAAUGUGAGGAGAAUGAGAAUUUGGAGGAAGGGAUUGAUGAGGGUGGUGGUUCGGAACUUCAACGUGUUCUUGCUGCCGAUAGGUUGAGGAGUUUGAAGAAAACGAAGGCUCAAUUGGAGAAAGAGCUGAAAAGUUUGUCGAAGGAUUGUGAUUUGAAAAGUACUGAGAGUAAAAAAGUUAUCUUUAGUUUAGUUAAGGAAGAUAGAAAACCAAAGAAGAAGCUUAUAGAUGAUAAGAAAGUAAGCAAAAGACCUGCAAAGCGGUUUAAGACAGUCUCAUUUGACGACGAUGAUGAUUUUGAUGCUGUUCUCGAUGCAGCAUCUGCAGGAUUCGUAGAAACUGAAAGGGAUGAAUUGGUUAGAAAAGGAAUGUUCACCCCUUUUCAUAAGUUGAAGGGGUUUGAGCGCGGCAUUCAACAACCCGAAGCAUCAACCAGUCGUAAUGCAGUUGAGCAAGAAAAUACCAACGAUCUUGCUUAUUCCAGUGUUGAAAGAGCCGCCAGAUCAUUUUCUCAGGCAGCAAAAGUUCGCCCAACCUCCAAGCUGCUUAGGCCUGAAGAGGUACCAAAGCUUGAUGCACCCACUAUUCCUUUUCGCAGGCUCAAGAAACCAAUGCAAUUACCCAAACCUCUAGACGACAAUGAGGGGGAUCUGAAUACAGAUUCAAAAAGGAAAAAGAAGCGACCUGGGCCUGGUAGGAAAUGGACCAAGCGUGUUUCUUCCGAGGAUAGACAACUGGGUGAAAGUGAAAAUGCUAAUGGUUGCUUGGACAAUUCCAGUUGUGAAAGUUUAGAAGAAGCAAAUGAUGUUGAACUUUCUGAACAUGAAUCUUCGUAUGUAACAUUAGAAGGUGGGUUGAAAAUCCCUGAUAACAUAUUUGAAGCUCUGUUUGACUAUCAAAAGGUUGGUGUUCAAUGGAUGUGGGAGUUGCACUGCCAAAGAGCUGGUGGAAUUAUUGGUGAUGAGAUGGGUCUUGGUAAAACUAUACAAGUAUUGUCAUUUCUGGGUGCUUUGCAUUUUAGUGGCAUGUACAAACCCAGCAUUAUUGUCUGUCCUGUUACACUCCUGCGACAAUGGAAAAGGGAAGCUAAAAAGUGGUAUCCUAAAUUCCAUGUUGAACUUUUACACGAUUCUGCUCAGGAUCUGGCUUCUAAAAAGAAGCGAGCUGAAUCCGAUGGAACAGACUCUGAAAGCAAUAGUUCAAGCGACAAUGAUUAUGAGAAAAGUGUACCGUCUAAAAAUACAAGAAAAUGGGAAACCCUGAUAAAUCGUGUCAUGAGAUCAGAAUCUGGAUUACUCAUCACCACUUAUGAGCAGCUAAGGAUACUUGGAGACCAGUUGCUUAACAUUGAAUGGGGUUAUGCAGUUCUUGACGAAGGGCAUAAAAUUAGGAAUCCAAACGCAGAAGUUACCCUCGCUUGCAAACAGCUACAAACUGUACACCGCAUAAUAAUGACUGGUGCACCUAUUCAGAACAAACUGAGUGAGUUAUGGUCGUUGUUUGAUUUUGUUUUCCCUGGAAAAUUGGGUGUUUUGCCUGUGUUUGAAGCCGAGUUUGCAGUUCCUAUAAGAGUUGGUGGAUAUUCAAAUGCUUCUCCAUUACAAGUAUCCACAGCAUACAGGUGUGCGGUGGUGCUGCGUGAUUUAAUUAUGCCUUAUCUUCUCCGACGAAUGAAGGCUGAUGUAAAUGCUCAGCUUCCAAAGAAAACUGAGCACGUUCUGUUUUGCAGUCUUACAUCAGAGCAAGUAUCUGCUUAUAGAGCAUUUUUAGCAAGCACUGAGGUGGAGGAAAUAUUGGAUGGAGGCAGGAAUUCACUUUAUGGAAUUGAUGUGAUGCGUAAGAUCUGCAAUCACCCAGACCUACUUGAAAGGGAACAGGCCUCCAGCAAUCCAGAUUAUGGAAAUCCUGAACGUAGUGGGAAAAUGAAAGUUGUAGCUCAAGUGCUUAAUGUUUGGAAGGAGCAGGGCCACCGUGUUCUUCUUUUUACUCAAACCCAACAAAUGCUUGACAUUUUUGAGAAAUAUUUGACUACUUUUGGACAUAUUUACCGGAGAAUGGAUGGUCUCACUCCUGUAAAACAGAGAAUGGCUUUAAUGGACGAGUUUAAUGCCUCCAGCGAGAUUUUUGUUUUCAUUUUAACAACCAAAGUUGGGGGGUUGGGGACAAAUCUUACUGGUGCAGAUAGAGUGAUCAUCUUUGACCCUGAUUGGAAUCCUUCGACUGAUAUGCAGGCUAGAGAGCGUGCAUGGCGAAUUGGUCAGAAACGGGAUGUAACAAUAUAUAGGUUAAUCACACGUGGAACUAUAGAGGAGAAAGUAUAUCAUCGUCAGAUUUACAAACAUUUUCUUACGAAUAAGAUAUUGAAGAACCCACAACAGAAAAGGUUCUUUAAGGCCCGAGAUAUGAAGGAUCUUUUUGUUUUGAAUGUGGAUGGAGAAACUGGGUCAACAGAAACGGCAAAUAUUUUCAGUCAAAUAUCAGAAGAUGUAAAUAUUAUUGGGGCACAUCAAGAAAAUCAGGAUAAUAAUGAAUAUAGUCAAACUGCUGAACUGGCUUCUGAAGAUGAUGCAGUUGGAGAUGAUGGCAAAUCAUGCAGAACAUCUUCAAGAGGAAAAGGGAAAGAGAAGGUUGACAAAAGUAAUGGGGUUGAUGAAGAAGCAAAUGUAUUGAAAAGUCUUUUUGAUGCUAAUGGGAUACAUAGUGCCAUGAACCAUGAUUUGAUCAUGGAUGCCCAUGAUGAGGAGAAGAUGAGACUUGACGAGGAAGCUUCCAAGGUUGCACAAAGAGCUGCAGAAGCUUUACGUCAGUCAAGAAUGAUCCGAAACCAUGAAAGCGUCUCAGUUCCUACAUGGACAGGAAGGUCAGGAGCUGCUGGUGCACCAUCAUCUGUUCGGCGGAAGUUUGGUUCAACUGUGAAACCCCAGUUGCUAAACAAUAGCAAAGCAUCUGAUGAAUCACCAAGCAGGGGAUCUAACAAAUUCAAUGGAUAUGCUGCUGGGGCUUCUUCUGGUAAGGCAUUAUCUUCUGCUGACAUAUUAUCCAAAAUUCGAGGUAAUCAAGAAAAAGCCAUCAGUGCCGGGCUUGAGCAUCAGUUUGGUCAGUCAAGGUCUGUAGAUGUUAGAACUUCCAAGGCUCCUGAAAAUUCAUCUGGAUUCCAACCUGAAGUAAUGAUUCGGAAAAUCUGCACCUUUUUUCAACAGAAAGGUGGCAGUUGUAGUUCAGACAGCAUAGUUCAGCAUUUCAAGGACAGGAUUCCCUCAAAAGAUCUUCCCCUGUUCAAGAAUAUGUUAAAGGAAAUAGCGACUCUGCAUAAAGGGUCAAAUGGUACCCAUUGGGUUCUGAAGCCAGACUAUCAAGUAUAAUAUGUUAUUUGCAUUACUUUGAUGCCGGCUGCUCAGUACUGCUGAUCACAGAAGUUCAGGGGAUACUCAUUACGUAGACUGAACAUUAGACGGUGAACCUUUUCCUAGUGUUUUAACGGGUUAAUUUUUUGUAUACUGAUAUCAAGUUUUUGUUGGGAUACGGGUGAGAAGAAUGCACAUUUGCAUAUUGGUGGUUUCUUACCACGAUUUUGUACUUGGGAAUAUGCUGCAAAUGGCAGUUUUGUAAAUCCUCUUUCUUUUAUUUGGUUCUGGUAUGGGUUUCUAAGUAGACAAAAAUGUGUGUGCGUAAAAAAGAACUUGUGAUGUUAUUGGUUUCAUGUGAACAUUUUUAAAUGGAGGGAACAUGGAUAUGUGGCAUGGAUUCACUGCAGUAGCAAAUUCACACACUUUGCUGCAGUAGUGAAUCCCGGUCGUACAUCUGCGAUCCAAUGACUGAAUACACAAUCUGUAUCUCGGUAGUUUCACAUAGUGA
Medicago truncatula (barrel medic) is the source of this 4388-nucleotide messenger RNA. RefSeq names its product protein CHROMATIN REMODELING 8. NCBI's taxonomy places the organism in Eukaryota, Viridiplantae, Streptophyta, Magnoliopsida, Fabales, Fabaceae. Gene Ontology annotation, biological process: transcription-coupled nucleotide-excision repair. The record is from RefSeq and is a predicted model, not a curated record. Gene Ontology annotation, cellular component: nucleus. Gene Ontology annotation, molecular function: ATP-dependent activity, acting on DNA; ATP binding. Bases 248 to 3895 code for a protein of 1215 amino acids. The transcript is spliced from 7 exons.